This is a messenger RNA of Chelmon rostratus (copperband butterflyfish), 1930 nucleotides long. Its product is annotated as keratin, type I cytoskeletal 19-like. Bases 16 to 1443 code for a protein of 475 amino acids. Lineage: Eukaryota; Metazoa; Chordata; Actinopteri; Chaetodontiformes; Chaetodontidae. The transcript is spliced from 9 exons. Gene Ontology annotation, molecular function: structural molecule activity. The record is from RefSeq and is a predicted model, not a curated record.
UCAGGCUUCUAUAAAAUGCCCACUUGUCUCCGGCACAGUCACUCCUCGGAGACUCUCCACCUGUGCUCGCCACCUGCAGCUCAGCUCCACCUCCAGCCUCUCGCCAUGCCUGUCUCUCGCCAAAGCAGCAGCUACAGCGCCCGCAGCAUCACCAGCGCCCGCAGCGUCUCCAGCGCCAGCGCCAUCAGCAUGGGCGGAGGGAUGCAGCUGGUCGGGUCCGGGCAGACCCGCAUCUCCAGCGGGUCCUUCCAGAAGCGCGCGCCCAGCGUGUACGCGGGCGCGGGAGGCACCGGGACCCGCAUCUCCCAGUCGGUCUUCAGCAGUGGGUCAAUGUCCUACGGCGAGACCGCGGUGAUCAACAACGAGAAGGUGACCAUGCAAAACCUCAACGACCGCCUGGCCUCCUACCUGGAUAAGGUGCGCUCCCUGGAGGCAGCCAACAGGAAGCUGGAGCUGCAGAUCAGAGAGUUCUAUGACAAGAGAGGUCCCAGCGUCUGCAGAGACUUCACAACCUACUUUGCCACCAUCCAUGAUCUCAGCGCCCAGAUCCAGAGGAAGCGUUCAGAGAAUCAGAGUGUCCUCCUGCAGAUUGACAAUGCUCAACUGGCCACAGAGGACUUCAAAAUCAAGUAUGAGACGGAGAUGAACAUGCGUGUGAAUGUGGAGGCCGACGUGACUCGUCUCCGAGGGGUCCGGGACAGCAUGACUCUCUGCAUCAGUGACCUGGAGAUGCAGAUAGAAGGUCUGAAGGAGGAGCUGGCAUACAUCAAGAGCAACCACGAGGAGGAGAUGCGCCUGCUGAGGGUCCAGCAGUCCGGCACAGUUAAUGUAGAGGUGGACAGCACAGAGUCUGUUGACCUGACGAAGGUCCUGGAGGAGAUGAGGGAGCAGUACGAGUCUGUGGUGGUGAAGAACAAGCUGGAGCUGGAGAAGUGGUUCAAAGCGAAGGUGGACACUCUCCAGACGCAAAUCAUCACAAGUUCAACAGAGGUGAAGACGUUCCACUCAGAGCUGUCAGAGCUGAAGAGGACCUACCAGAGUUUGGAGAUAAAUCGCCAAAGCGUCCUCACAGAGAUCCAGUGCCUGCAGCAAAGUGUGGAGGAAGCCAAGAGUCGGUACAGCGUUCAGCUCAGCCAGCUGCAGGUGACCAUCAACACGCUGGAGACAGAGCUGCAGCAGCUGAGAGUCUCCCUGGAGCAGCAGCGAGCCGAGUACAACCUGCUGCUGGACAUCAAGAUGAGGCUGGAGCUGGAGAUCGCCGAGUACAGGAGGCUGCUGGACGGGGAGCUGCACUAUGAGCAGAAAAAGGCCGUCGUCAUCCAGAAGGUCGUGGAAGAGCACAAGCCCCACAUCGAGAGGAGGGUGAAGACCAUCGUGGAGGAGAUUGUUGAUGGGAAGGUGGUGUCCUCCACCGUCGACACCCAGGUGGAGGACGUUCAGUAACACCUCUGCUCGCCUCUGCUGCAACUAAACUUACACUUUUGCAUUGAUUUGGCCCCCAGAUGUUUUUAAUUGACUCUUAUAAUGUCUGCUUAAUGAAUAAUUCACAAGAAUCACUGGCUUUUUGAGGGGGUUGUGUGUCUUCUUUUAACGUCAAUCAAAUAGCGAGGCUGCUAAAAGUGAUGAUCUUCCCUUUCUCUUUACAUUCCCCCUGAUAAUAUGAGACCAAAUAUGAUUAAAAGCCGGUAAGCAAGGAUGAAAAUGUGUAUUCUUAUCACAAAUGUGUGUUACAAUUGGAUACAUGGAUUUUCCAUUGCCAAAAGCUAAUAAUAGCAUAAUAAAAGCAUCACUAUCUGGACAUACAAAUAAAGCAGGGGUUGUAAAGGGUCAGGUUUUUUAAGGUCAUACACAGGAAAUGAUAAAAACUGGAUAAUGUUCUUGAUGAAUGUGUAUUGAACUCAAUUAAAACGAUAUGCUAAAAAAAGCAAAA